This is a messenger RNA of Sitodiplosis mosellana (orange wheat blossom midge), 8172 nucleotides long. RefSeq names its product steroid receptor seven-up, isoforms B/C (gene svp). The transcript is spliced from 3 exons. The coding region runs from base 1752 to 3464 and encodes 570 amino acids. The record is from RefSeq and is a predicted model, not a curated record. Gene Ontology annotation, molecular function: RNA polymerase II cis-regulatory region sequence-specific DNA binding; zinc ion binding; nuclear receptor activity. Lineage: Eukaryota; Metazoa; Arthropoda; Insecta; Diptera; Cecidomyiidae. Gene Ontology annotation, biological process: regulation of transcription by RNA polymerase II; anatomical structure development; cell differentiation.
UCGUCGUUCGUUGUUCGUUAUUCGGUCGCUCUCACUGGGCUGUAGACGAAUGAAUCGCAUAGAAAAUCCGUGGAAAGCAAAACGAACGACAGAAGAAGAAGCAAAUAGCAGCAGUAACAACAGCAACAACCAUACGAAAAUAGAUUUGAUGUGGUGGGGUGAUCUCGGUGUGCUGCGGCUCUCUGCUAUGCAUAUACGUUCACUUUGUAACAGGUCGUAUCGGUCAUGUCGGGUCGCGUACCUUUUGCAAUGACUCUGUGAAGCCAGUUAAGCAGUAGAAGGCCUUUUGAACAGGCUGUGCUCUCUGUAACUGUGUAAACUACACGAUUUUGCUCUGAUUUUUUCGUUUGGUGUGUUUCUUCGUUGUUUUUUUUUCCAUCCGAGAAAUUCGUUCAUCGAUGCAUCGAUCGUUUUCUCUGUACUGAGAGACAAAGCGACGUGAAUAUAUUGAGAGAAAAAAAUUAUUUAGACUUGAGAAUAAAAAGCGAUUUUUUUGUUAUUGUGUUUACUCUGAUUACGAGAAUUGAUUUUUCGUGUUUCGUGCGUUCUUUUGAGUGUGAAUUAUUUGAAUUUUUUUUUAAUUCCGAAAAAUCAAAAAAUAAAAUUCGCGCCGAUUACGUAUGGAAAUUUAUCGCAUCUUUUUCAAGGAACAAUUUUUUCUUUAGAUUAUCGAAUCGAAUAUCACCAUUAAUUGAAUUGAUCGUAAUUGCAAGAUCUGAAAAGAAAAAUUAAUUGAAAAACGUUUGUUAAUGAGAAGAGAAAAUUUAAAUUAUAACAAAAAUAAAGAAAAAUUCUGACAAACACUUUGAUUUAAAAAGACGGGCUCGAUUUAUUUUAUCAGUGCAAAGUUUUAACAUAAUUCAACACGUUUCAAAACAUCACAGCGAUUAUGUGGCUCAUUUUGCAUACCACUCAAAGUCUUGAUAUAACCGCCUGAUAACGAAUUAAUCUGUGUCAAUUGGAGAAUUGUGCGCAUUUUAAUCUGUGGAAAAUAGGAACGAAAGAAAAAUUGUAGAAAAAAAACACUGAAUUUUUCCAUCGAUCGAAGCAAAUGGGAAAUAUCAAGAAUAAUACAAAAAUCCAAUACACAAAGACAAGAUAAAUGAAGACAAUUACAAUUAUCCGUGUUGAAUGUACGCUUAUCUAGUGUGUUUUGUUAUUUAUUUUUGCUUGAAAUCCAUUUGCACAAACGAAAGCUGAUUGCUCAUUUUUAUUUCCAAUAAGAAACGAGCGAAUAAUUCUGAAAACUAGGCAAUUAUAAAUGACAACGGAAUAAAACGACAGUUGUUAAUGCAUCAUUUGUAAAAUUGACAAUGAUAAGGAUUUUCAAGUGAGAUAUCGAAACUGUUUUUCUGUUUGAACAAAAGAAUCAUCUGAAGAUUUUAAAUCGGUUCAAAAAAAAGUACACAAACUAUUUUUGCUGCGGCAAACGAAAGAAAAGCAAGGAAAUUUUGUCGCGUCGCUGAUCCUAAAAUUCCGCAGCAUAAAUUUGUUUUGUCACACAAAAAGAAUUGAAGUCGUUGCCGUUGGAAGACGGUGACCGUAAAACUGCCAAAAUAGUUCAAUCAAGAGAAUUUAGUGCAACCGUGAACCCCAAUACUGGGGUGCAAACCAGCAAUAUUAUUACCCACAAUCCGUUGAGCGUUUACGGAAGUGGCGUUGUGUGCCACUCACCGUCAGCGCCAUCCGGAUUCUUUAAUCCAUGCGGCCCAUCGGAUUUGGGCGCACUCGAGCUGGGCUUUCCACGUUCGAUGGCCCUUGCCGUUUCACAGCCGGCGACCAGCGCAUGGCGCGAACCAAUGAGCUCACAUCUGUCAUCGGUUUUAACGCCCAAAGUGGAGGAACUCACGCAAUUGUCAUCCGGCCUUAGUGGCCUAUCAAAUAAUGUCACAACCAGUGCAAACAAUGGUACCGCCGUUACACCGACCUCGAUCACACCGAAUGGCAGCGCAAAUGCGGUCAUUAGUUCGGGUUUGAAUAGCCGAGAUUUAGUGCAACAAAGUACAACGCCCAGCUCACAGGCCAACAGCUCACAAAGCGGUGGUUCACAAUCCGAUCAAAAGAAUCAACAAAACAUCGAAUGCGUGGUGUGCGGUGACAAAUCAUCCGGCAAACACUAUGGCCAAUUCACGUGCGAAGGUUGCAAAUCCUUUUUCAAGCGAUCAGUUCGAAGGAAUCUCUCGUACACAUGCCGAGGGAAUCGCAACUGUCCGAUCGAUCAACAUCAUAGGAACCAAUGUCAAUACUGUCGUCUAAGAAAGUGCCUAAAAAUGGGAAUGCGACGAGAGGCUGUUCAAAGAGGUCGAGUACCACCGUCACAGCCAACUGGUUUGCCCGGAAUGCACGGCCAGUAUUCUUUAGCGAAUGGCGAUCCAAUGUCCGUCGUUGGAUACAACAGUAGUCAUCAAUAUCUCAGUUCCUAUAUAUCGUUGUUGUUGCGCGCCGAACCCUACCCGGUGUCACGUUAUGGUCAAACGAUGCAACCAAACAAUAUGAUGGGCAUCGAUAAUAUCUGCGAAUUGGCCGCCCGCCUCCUCUUUUCGGCCGUUGAAUGGGCUAAAAAUAUACCACUGUUUCCCGAUCUACAAGUUACCGAUCAAGUGGCGCUAUUGCGUCUCGUGUGGUCUGAAUUAUUUGUGCUGAAUGCGUCACAGUGUUCGAUGCCAUUGCAUGUGGCACCAUUGUUGGCGGCAGCCGGUUUGCAUGCAUCCCCAUUGGCAGCGGAUCGUGUUGUUGCGUUCAUGGAUCACAUCCGAAUAUUCCAGGAACAAGUGGAAAAAUUGAAGGCAUUGCAUGUCGACACCGCCGAAUACUCAUGUCUCAAGGCAAUCGUAUUGUUCACAACAGGUAAGCUGUUGGAUAUUCUCUUUACAGAUGUGACGGCACUACUAACCAAAAUCACAAGCAUUCAUAAGCAAUUAACCACCGAAACGGAUAUGGUACACGCGGUCAAAGACCAUUUAAGCAAUAUGUAUGUUGAUUCGGUUAGUACAUCGAGCGCAAAUGUUAUCACAUCGACGGCAUCGCAUUUAUUCAACACCAGCGCCAGUUCCAUACUGAACAAUCAUAAUAAUAAUAAUAACAGUAGCAUUUGCGAUCAAAAUAACACCUCAUUUUCAUCGUCCGGCUACCAUACGAAUAAUAAUAGCCUGAACACUUCGAAUCUCACAAACAAAUCGUUUGCAUCGCCGAAAAGUAACAACAGCACUGGCAGCAUUGGAACGGUCAAUUCGCCCACCCCGUUUAUGCCAAGUGUAUCGGCUGCAAGUCUAGUAACACCAACUGUUAGUGCCGCAAGCAGCAGUCUGUUCUAUCAUCAAACGCCACAAACAUCACGUCUAUACACGUCAUUGGAUGGGUAUUCGCCGACCUGUUCCGCAUUCAGUAGCGUGGGACCAGGUCAUAGUAGUGCAUUUACUAGUCCAGAUUUUCGCUUUUCACCGUAUAGCUUUGGUAGACGGUAGUCUAGUUUUGAUUGUGUUCUCUGUUCAGUUGCUUUAUUCUGUAAAUUUUGUGCUGAUAUUUCUCUCAUUCGAAAUGGACCAUGUUACCUGACUUUCUGAAAUGAGAAAGAAACAAGAUUGCGCGCUGCUAUUUGGUACCAUCAAACACGCCCUUUUGCCUUUGGAACUUUCAAUUUGCUCUUAUCACUGCAUCUUAUGAUGAUAAUGAUGACAUUGAAUCAUUUCCACUCAUUUGAUCUGAUGUAACGGUAAACCAGAACAAUUCCUUUCCAUUUUCAAUCCCAUUUUCGCCGAAAUUGCUCUCUUUACCGUUACUUCAAAUUCAAUCACACUCAAAUCAAACGAUAUCGUUACGUUCAAUGACUCACGUUGAAUUUUCUCUAGUUACUUGUAAUCAAGUCUUAGUUAAAUUUUAGUCUAAUUUCUGUUACGCAUAGCUCAUAUGUUUUCUAGACCAUAGACAAUCAGUUGUAGUAAUUUAUUUUUCAUUUAAGAUUUUUUUUUAGCUGAAAGACAUUUAGGAUUAGGUUUAGGCUUCAAACUGUUAAAGGUGUUAGGCAACACUUUCAAAAAGUUUAUCGAAAAGAAUCGAAAUAAAGGGAUACUUUUUUUUAUGAAAUCAACAAAUUCUUUAGUCUUCUUGCUUUCUUUUUUAUCUAUAUCGCUUCUGUCUAUCGAAAAAUCGCUUUUUGGGGCUUCUUUGAGGUUUUAUUACUUUUGUUUUAUAAUUUGCUGCUUUUUUUGCUAAUACUUUUUACGCUUUUUAAUUUUAUUUUGCUGAUUUUUAUUUUGAUGCUUUUUAUCAUUUUGAAAACAAUGCUUUUUAUAAUUUUAUUUUGCUUUGCUUUUUGUAGAAUUUUGGCUUUGCUUUUCAACAAUCAUUUUUAUUUGCUCAAAACGUUUUAUUUUUGUUUGCCUUUUAUUUUUUAUUCGCUUUUCUUUAAAAUUGUGUUGUAGUGUGCAUUUAUUAAGCUUUGUAAGGGCGCUCUUUGGUUUGGCUUUUUAGUUUUUUAGUUGCUUUAUUUCUUUUUCCUUCUCAUCCAAUCAAUUUCACAAAUUUUCAUUUCAUUUUUUCAAGAUUAACCAAUUUUUACCCAUUUUUCGUUUCAGUUUCUUUCCAUUUUAUUCGCUUUUAUUUUUCUCUUUCCAGGAAAUGAAUAUUAUCGUUUUUUGUCUGACACAACUUGAAUCAGUUGAUGUGUUCGCAGUCAGAAAAUGUGUGAUUUUCAUUUUCUCAUUCACCCGCUACUAACCUGCACCUUUUAUUUUUAUUUUUCAUUUCUUUUUGCACAACAAUUUCCUUUAACUAAUUUUUAUUUUUCACUUUAGUUAUUUUUUCCAUCAAAAUUCACACCUUAAUCCCUGAGUAAGAACUUUUAUUUUGCUGUGAGGUUUUUUUAAAUCUAUUGUCUGUAUAAAUAAUGGAAACGGUGGCUAUUAAGUGCCUUAAAAGAAUGUGUGACAAGGUUCGAAGAAUCGAUAAAAUCAAUGUGAUCCGAAUUUCGUCAAUCGAAAUCAGUUUCGAUCUUGAUACACACGCGGUGAGACACAGUGCAUGGUGACAUAGGUUGCCCACACACUGUAGAAUAAUAAUAAUGUGUAAAAGGUAAGGGCUAUUCAAUGCAAAUCGUAUUGUACACUUUUCAAAUGCCUGUUUGAUAAACUGUCGAUUCAAUGAAAUGUUGUUUCAUUAAUGGAUUUCACCGACGAAAUUUUUCACACACACAAAUAACCCAGCUAACGGUGUUUUUCCCAUUCUUUCUCAGAGUUUGGUGGAAAUGUCUAGAUAUUGACACCAUAUCUCGAUGAUGCACAUCGGGCCGAAUAGUGCAUAGUCAUUUUGAAUCCAAUGAAUUGAACAUAAAUUGGCCCGGUGGUGCACGAAGAAAACUAACCGACGAACAAACACUCUCAAAUAACAUGAAAUUAUCCAAUUAGACAUUGAUAAAGUACCAUUUUGACAUGACAAGGUUUAUGUCUGUGAGUCGAGUUCGAGUUGAAUUGAGUGGAUUAAUACAAAGAAGUAAAAAAAAACAGUUAAAGCCAACAACAAGAAUGAAAACAUCGAUUUGCUUGUUCGUUCAGAUUGCAUUUGUACACACACGAUACAUCCAUUUUCACACUUCCAUUGAACGCGAGCGCAUAUUUCUUCGGCACUUGGUUUUACUCUCUGUUGCAUUGCGGUAAAUCGUCUUCGCACAGAUGAAAGAUAUUAAUGAUCAUUUAGACGCUUAUACAUCUUCUUCUCUUCUUGUGUUUCGGUAUUCGCCUGUCCAUUCGGCUCUGUACUUGCGAUCGCGCGCGCACGGCGAUUGUUCAAUAAAUAAAUAAAUGUUCGAAUUGAUUUUCAAUGGAAUGCAGGCUUAUUUAUAGCCCGAUUACUCUCGAAUCGCUUCAGUGGCUUAUGCAGUGUUCGGCUUUAACGCGCAUGCGUUCACACCUAAUGAAUGUAGCGUAAAAUGAAUGUGUCAGUUCAUUUGAUUAAAUUUGCCAUAUUAUUGUCAAUCGACAAUUUAUUUAUACGCUUCGAAGAUAUUUACGAUGUAGUGAACGUUUUUCUCCUCCACCUCUCUCUCUCUCUCUCUCUCUCUCUCAAAACUCGAAUUUUAUUGUGGUUUUGGGCGAACAAAUUUCCAUUUUUCACAUGAGACAAACUACGACACGACGAAACAGAAAAAAAAAUGGAAAGCCUCGAUAAACUUUGCCAAAAUUACACUGUUCUCUGCCAGAGAUUCACGAAAUGUAUCAGAUCACGUCGCGUAGUCUACAACUGGAAAACUAUUAGCAAAACGAUAUCGAUUUAAUAAUGUAGUUGAUGUUUGGUGGUUGGUGCGCUCUUUCGUGCAUUUCAGAUUCAAAUGAUUAAUUAGCGUAAUGAACAUUGACUGAUCGUUUUACUGAGAAGUGGCUCAGGAGUCGUGGCGCAACGAUCCCAAUUCCGCGAUUUAUUUUAUUUAAUUAGAUAAAAUCGAUGCAAAUUACAAAGAACCGACCCGAAAACCACGAAGAAGAAGAAGAGGAGGAGGAGGAGGAGGAAGCAGAAAAAAGCGCGAUUCAUUGUUUCUUCAUGUUUUGGCUGCCAUAGAGCACCGAACAUCUCGUCGUCGCUCAUCGAUUGUUGUAAUUAUUUGUGAUUUUCUCUUGUAAGCUUAUGUUGUUUAUCAUAACAAGCGCAAUGCAUCGCACAGAAACCGAUCGUCGCGCUUAAUUCGUCCACAAGAUAUGUAAUUGCAGCGUGGCCACGGCGGCGUGUAAAUAAGUGAAGAAAUGCACAAGAGAGCACCAAGCGAUGACGAGACAAAGAUUGUAAUAGAAGUCGAAUCGAGCAAUGAAAUGAAAUAGACACACGAAACAUAAUCGAUGCGAAAAAGUCGAAAAUGAACGCGAAAAAAAACAACACAACACACUAUAAUAGCUGUAGGGAGAUGAAAAUGCCCAUAAAAAUGGCUAGGCUGCAUUGCGAGAGAGAGCACAGCGUCGAAUGGAGGCAAAUCGAAAUUAAAAGGCGAGGAGAGAGAGAGAGAAAAGGUCGUGACAAUUGAGUUUGCAUGAAGUCACAGUCAAUAUUUUACCGUUUCGAUGUUUUAUAGUAUGUGCGCGCCCGCGCCUCUGCGAUUUGUGAUGAGAACGUGCGGCCGUUUGGGCUUCUUUUGACUGUCAUCGUGCACGUUAAAUGCUUCCCAUUUGUGAUGCUGUUUUUUCUUCUUCUUCUUCUUCUCUUCAAGUUGCAGCAAUGGAAAAAAAAUUACUGAAUCGAUCGGCUCGACCAAAUUUGGAUUGCUUGUAAGAUGCAUCGAAACGACAUUUUAAUGAGAUUCAUUGACCGUUCGCCCGAGAAGAAAUAGAAUUACCGUAAACGAGUUUAUUAGAGAAUUUACCUGAUGUAUUUAUGAAAAUCGCUUUAAUUUUUGACCCAGAAAUACUCUCGCCCGAUUCAUAUUCGAUCCGUUUGGAAAUGGGAAACCGUUUUGGUUUUUUGUUUUUCGGUUGCGCGAAUCGCGUUUGAUUCUCAUCGAUGCUGGCUGAUAUGUGGUUUCGGUCAAAGUCAAAAGGUUCAGCGCGAACAUAACCGUUUCGGGAACGUGGCCCCGUGUAGUACUGCACAGCAGAGAGUGCCUUCGAAGCGCAAAAAGUGUAUCUCACGAUUUGGACACAGCGAGCGCAACCAAAUCGCGACACGAUGCGACAAUUUUCAACCAUUUGACACACAAUGAACAUCUAGCUGAUUCCAUUCAAUUUCAGUAGACUGCCCUUGCCACACCGUGCGACUUGCCUCUCUGUCUCUCUCUCUCUCUCUCUGCGAAAUCAAAUCGCUUAUUUUUUAUGGCUACAAGGAAAUUAAUGCCAAAUGCACUUCAUACCCAUAGCUCUGAGCUCGGACACAAACAUAAAGUUUUUUCCUUAUCCAUUUUCAAACUAAUCGCAUCAAAUGCCCAUUCCAUUUAUGAACAAUGGCCGCGAAAUACGAGAAAGGAAAAGGAAAAAGCAAGACUUCUUUAUCGUCUCUAUUAGCCAGUACAUUACAUUCGAUUGGAAUGUGUAAAUACUUGAGUUCUAUCGCGUUACUCGGUUCGUUGUACACAUUUUUUUCCUCUUUCGCGACUCCGAUCCGAUCGAAUGGGUUUUUUUCUCGCUCAUUUCUCAGUGUCGUCCGGAUGAAUGCAGCCUAAAUCGAAUGUUGAAAUGUCUUUGACCAUUCAAAAAAAAA